CAUUAACACUAAUUAAAAAAAUGCUGGCGUCAAACGUAACGUCGGCCAUGUUGUAUUAGGCCAGUUUUUGACCAGUGUUCGCUUUAAAUUAUAUUCUUAUAUUUUUGAUGGAUGUGUAUAUUAUAUAGUGAGAGGAUUUUGUGAUGAAGGCAACGAAAUUGUACCCCAAGCAGCGUACCGCUCGCCCAGAACACUCCCCGAGGUCCGCCGUCGACCAGACCUUCAGCUCGCCCGAGCUGCCCGGCGACAGGAACAAGUUCAGGAGCAAGUCACGAGUCGAGGCCUUCGGGAAAACUACCUUCGACGUACAAUCUGCUUCGGAGUCACAGUUGCUUAACCGAGAAAAUGAACCAGCGUCUAAUUCUUCACGGUUAGAGCAUAUUCCGGGGAAAGGUGAUCAAAACGUCAGUCCUGUCGCUUCCGACAUCAUGGACCGCAUCAGUCCAGUGCAGGAGACCAGCAGGAAGUGCACCAGAAUGUGCGCUCACAGAGACCCUAGCGACACAGUGAGGGGGCCGUGCAAACCAGAGCGGGGCAAAUGCUGCAGCAGGCAAACAGCGCCUCGAAAAACAAGAGCAUGUUCCCCCUCACUGCUAGAUUCGGACGAAGCUGUGUCGCGUCAAAUAAGGGACAUCCACAAUGAUACCAGGAAGAGCGCCAGGAUCAUCAGGGACUCGAGGGCCAGACUACUCGAAAUACAAAAGAAAUGUACAAUAACGGAGGCGGAUGUAAAAGAGCUGGGUGAGAGGAACGAGCUGCUGCUGCGGGAGAUGGAGCGGUUCGACCGGAUGACCAGGAACAUCCAGAAGCUGGUGGGCAACGACAUCCAGCUGAGGAGGACCAAAACUGAACCUCAGCGGUGCAUGGACUACGUGCCCGGCAGUGUGUAUGAACCACCUCUGCACCACGAGAUGAAAAUGAGUCACCCGACGGUGCUGCUGGCGGCGCCGCGCGCCAUGGCCGGCCCAGCGCUGGGCCCGUGCGAGACACAGACGCGCAGCAAAUCCGAGAUUGACCUGACUCGCAAGCUAAGCGAGAGCUACGACAUGCAGGAGAAACUUGCCGCUGAUAAUGCCGAUUUAGAAGUCAAGAGGUAUAUAUUGUACAAGGAGCUUAUGACCAAAGACCAGAAUUUGGAGACCUGCAGAGCGCAAGUGAAGAGGCUGCAGGGGGAGUUGAAGCUUAUGAGCAGAGAGAACAGUCUGCUUCAUGAGAAACUGGUUAAGAAUAAUCCAGAGGGAGAUGCUUCUACGCUAAAUCAGAAUACCAGUUGCCAACAAGAUUCUAGUGAAGAAAACGAAAAGUCUGUCGAUGCUACCCAUGCGGAGGAACUGCUCAUCAAAUUAGAAGACUACAAGAAUUCAUCCGAAGGAUUAGAAAAGCAGUUAGGUGGACUGGAGCAGGAAGUCCAUCACAUAAAGAUGGAGAUGCAACAAGUAAAGGCGUGUCGGGGCGGCGGCGGGGCCCCCAACUCUUGCUUCGAUCAACCGCCGGGGCCACCAGUGCCCCCCAUGGCAAGAGCUUGUGGUGUCUGCCCACCGUGUCCGGCGCCUUGCAACCCUAACGCACCACCGACUCCAGCUGAGAGGGAAGUGGAGAAACUUAAAAUUCAACUGCGACAGACCGAAGAAAGCUUCAAAACAAAAGUGACCGAGUGCGCCUUGCUUCGAGCUGAACUACUAAAAAAGAAAGAAGAGUUGGAGAAGGAGAGAUGUCAACAUCGCGAGGUCCAGAACAAGAUGAGAGAGUUGGAAAUGAAGUUCGAAGGACUAGCGACCCACACGAACAUGUUGCUGGGGACCAAGGAGCAGGCCUUCGAGCAAGAGGUGAACGUGCGCGCCCUGAAGCAGUGCUACAGGGAGGCCAGGGAGGAGAUCGACGAGCUCAGGACUCUGAUGAAGGAGCAGAACGAUCAGUUGCAGGACUACAGGGUCAAAUACAUGCAAGCCCAGCAACUGGUGGAGGAGCAGCGGCGUCAGAUGGACAUGAUGGACAUGGACAAUACCAGGAUCAGUGAGCAGAUCAAUCUGGAGAUACAAAAAGUCAAGUUGAAGUUCCAAGAAAAGUUACAAGAGCUGGCGCCGAUACCCGACCUUCUGAAAGCGACGCAGAUGCGUCUCAAGGAUGCGCAGCAAGCGCAGGCCCUCGCCGAGCACAACGCGGAGCAACUCGCCAGGGAACUCAACUGCGCCAGGGAGAAGGUUCACAUACUGUUACACAACAGUAUAAAGCCACCACCAGAAAGGUCCCAGGACAAGGCCGCUGAUGACAAACAAAUGGCCAUGAUGCAGCAGAGAUUGGCGCAGAUUACUGAGACCAACAUGGCGCUCAAGGGCGAGAUCGAGAGGCUUAAAGCGAACGUGAUUCACAUGGAAGAGUCAGUGCUAGCAAAUGAGAAGCGUCUGCAGGAGAAGAUGCACGAGUGUGCGCAGAUAGGAGGCGAGCUGGACCGCGCCCGCGACGAGGCGGCGCGCGCUCUGCAGCGAGCCAACGAGCGCACGGAGACCAUUCGCAAGUGUAUGCAGACCACGAUAGCUGAAAUGGAGCGACAGCUGGCAGCCACCCGAGCUCAAGUAAAGACAGCUGAAAAAGAUCGCGAGGAAUUACAAUCUCGAAUGCAGUGCCAGAUCAGACGACUGAAUGACAACUUUGAACAAGCGCAGCUUCGCAUACUCGGACUCCAGUCACAAGUCCAAACCCUCAGGCGGACGGUGUCCAGCACCGGCGAGGGUGACGGCGAGGAUCAACAGGAGUGUGCCUGUAAAAGCAUGUUUGAAUAAUUUUUGAGGGUACUGAGUAACCAACGAGAAGCUAAGUCUGAAGUAUUUAGUCUGUGAUAUCUUGGCUGUGUGGUGUUCUAAUGGACAACACCAAGUCAAGAGAUUAGUAAAACGAUUGGUGUGGGGUUCCUUUCAAUGUCUCCCGUUAUAUUACUAACUAUACUUUGAGUUUAAUGCUAUUUUAUACAUAGGUGAGCAUUUUUAAUACAUCGAAGUAGUCCUAAUAACGAAAGGCGUUUUAGCGCCAGCUCAAUACGACAUGGCACGGCAGAUUGCGCUGCAGCAUUCCACCGAAUGUCGCGGCACGCUGUGAGAUGCUGUGGAUUCUGCUGAAAGCCCAGCCACUCUGCCAUUAUUGCCGUUGCUUAGCCAUCAUAAUUUCUGGACACAAAGUGACCCAUACAUCUCGCGAGCGAGAUGCAAUGGCGUGCUGCGGCAACCCGUGGAAUGAAACGGCAUCCCGCGGUAUGCUGGGGCGCGUCGCCGUCGCGGCAUCGUGCGAGGUAUCGGAAUAAAGUAACGUGAACUCUAAAGUCAUUAAAAUCAGAUUAAAUAAUAACUUGAUUAGUAUUUAUAAAAUUUUGUCCAUGCCAUGCAGUGCCCGUGCGAUGCCGUGCCGGAGUAUGCCUUUAAAGAUAGUUGAAUUUGUGAGAGUUCGUCACAAGUUCCAGACGACACCACGUAGUACCUACAUGUCGGGUCUCCGUAUGGUUGUAGUAAAUAUUGUUUUCUAGUCAUUUGUUAUUUACCUUUGUGUCUGGUUGAUAGAAACUGCCUUCUGCAGGUGAUGAUGUGUUCGAAAAUCGCGUGAUCUUUAUGGAACAUGUCGAUCCUUACUACCAAACGAAGGCCCACACCCAAAAAGGAAGAUUAAAAAACGUGACAAAGGAAUAAACAAUGUUUAGCUUUUAAUUUUGUGGAUUUGGAAGGGACCUUAGACUAUUCGUAUUUAUUGUAUUGUUAGUUCCUGGCAUUGCCAAUGGUCUUAGUACAAUGUAGAAUCUUUUGCUGCAUCAUUUAUUGUGUAGGUGAUAGUGAUAGCUGGACCCGUUCUGUCCCAAAAUUAAUACGUAAAACAAAUAAACAUCGGACAAAUUA
Messenger RNA from Spodoptera frugiperda (fall armyworm), 3878 nucleotides. RefSeq names its product paramyosin. The record is from RefSeq and is a predicted model, not a curated record. Gene Ontology annotation, cellular component: centrosome. Gene Ontology annotation, biological process: regulation of cilium assembly. Lineage: Eukaryota; Metazoa; Arthropoda; Insecta; Lepidoptera; Noctuidae. The transcript has 22 exons. Bases 144 to 2780 code for a protein of 878 amino acids.